Diaporthe amygdali is the source of this 627-nucleotide messenger RNA. RefSeq names its product peptidyl-trna hydrolase domain-containing protein. NCBI's taxonomy places the organism in Eukaryota, Fungi, Ascomycota, Sordariomycetes, Diaporthales, Diaporthaceae. The record is from RefSeq and is a predicted model, not a curated record. Gene Ontology annotation, cellular component: mitochondrial large ribosomal subunit. The transcript has 3 exons. Gene Ontology annotation, biological process: mitochondrial translational termination. Gene Ontology annotation, molecular function: translation release factor activity. The coding region runs from base 1 to 627 and encodes 208 amino acids.
AUGGCCGUCAUUCGGCCUUUGUACAAUGACUCCAUGAUCAUGACAAGAUCCGUGGUGAGGCUUCCCGGUCUCAUCGCGCAGCCUCGCCACUUUCCCUCAGUCAUCCAAGUGGCACCGUGGAAGAGAUUCGCCAGAUACCAGGCUUUUGAUGCCGCGUUCGAUCCUGAGGAUCUAGCAGAAGCCAGAAGAUGGCGGCAGGCCUUCAAUGAGGAUGCUCUACCGAGGGGCAGCACAACCUUUGCCAGGUCAAGUGGUCCUGGAGGACAACAUGUGAACAAGACUGAGACCAAGGCAAUCACCACCUGGCCCGUGUCAGAGCUGAGCCAGGUCGUGCCGAAGCUCAUGCGUCCUCUGCUGCGUUCCUGCAAGAACUACGUCAAGGGAAAGGACUGCAUCUCUUUUCAGGCGCAGACGAAGCGUGACAGGAACGCAAAUGCCGAGGAGAAUCGGGCCAAGUUGCUAGAAGAGCUGCACAGGAUGUACAGUGACGCUGUGCCCGGCGACACAAGCGCUGAGAAAACACAGAAGCACAAGGCAUUGGAAAAGUCAUCCCGGGAAUCUAGGCUGAAGGCGAAGAAAUUUCAGAGCUCGAAGAAGCAGUCCAGAAAGGGAGGAGGCUCCGAGUAG